Penicillium malachiteum is the source of this 1731-nucleotide messenger RNA. RefSeq lists its product as uncharacterized. The record is from RefSeq and is a predicted model, not a curated record. Gene Ontology annotation, biological process: DNA repair. NCBI's taxonomy places the organism in Eukaryota, Fungi, Ascomycota, Eurotiomycetes, Eurotiales, Aspergillaceae. The transcript has 5 exons. The coding region runs from base 1 to 1731 and encodes 576 amino acids.
AUGGAUGAUGAGAUUGUCAUCACUCGAACCGGAGGAGGCUACAAACCAUCAUCAUCAGGCAGGCUAGUCUUGAACGGAAAACAGCCAAAACACAAAUCGCCCGCCAAGGACCUAAUAAAAAACAUGGAGCAAGACAAAGCCGUUGGACUUAUUAUCAGUCGCGACAAUGACCAACUCCAGGUUGAGCUUCCUGCGAAUCAUAACUUUAACAUCAUGGCCUUCUUUCGCAUAACUGAUGUUUGGUAUGAGAUGAUUGAUAACAAUCCGGGGUUGAAAGUGAGAUUUGAAAAGGUCGAUCUUUCGUUGAAAAGCUGGUGGGCACCUAAGGGAACGCCGCCGCCGCCCACAGACGCUGAACGGGACUGGGAGAUCAAACCCGACCACUUUGUAUGUCCAAGCUGUCGGAAACAGUCAGAUAUCAUCUUCACAGAUGGUAAAAUCUGCCUGAAUGCAGACUGCAAGCGGUUUUGGUUCCUUGGCAAUGAGCGAGCAAACGGGAAUGUCACUUAUCACCCAAAGUUCCUGAAGAAGCGCACAAAAGCGGCCAGUGUGAAAUGCCCUUUCCCGCUGGUCCCGGAUCUAAUCAAAACCUUGAACAAUGGGCAGGCUACUGGGAGUACCUACCGCGAUAACUGGAAGGGUGUCGUGUGUCCGGUGUGCAGAAAAUGCCUCUCUCGCACUUACUGGAAGGGCUGGAAGUGCGAUGGAGAGGGCUGCACUUGGCAGUAUCUGGCCGACCUGGACCCGGUCUCACUGGGUUCAGUUGUCGGACCGGAGAUGCCAAAUUCCCAGGAGCACCAUGCCGUCGUAGGUGGCAGCUACGGCGACAUGGUUUCAAGGUCGGUGGAUCCGACUUCAACGCCAUACUGUAAGGUCACAUACAGUAUCCCGGGUGUCGGCUCGGUCUUCCAUUACGGCUCCAGGCCCGCUAUCAAUGCGCGACCUGGCGGUCCUAAUGAUCUGUUUGGGGCGUUGCAAACAGAUGAUAUAGACCUGAGACGAUACCCCCUUCAGAGUUCCGUUGUGGCAGGAACUCUGACAGCUCACUUCGCAGUGAAUUAUGGUAUGCCAUAUAAAUACGUUGUGAAGGUGGCGUCGAAGGGCUUCAAUGAGGCCUCAGAUGCUGUCCGCCGCUCUCUUGGGCGCCUUACUUGGGCAACCCAGGACGCGAUCACAAGCGUAGGCGAGUCAUACCACGCUCCGAAUGAGCUGCUUCUUCUGGCCUAUUUUCAGGGCAUGAAAAUAGGGUAUCAUGAUGAUGGCGAAUCAACACUUGGGCCAACUAUUGCUACUUUGUCUCUGGGUGCCGGGUCGGUGAUGAAGAUCCGCAUGAAAGACCAGUACUACAAAGGCGGCCGAACGGAAAACUCUCUCCUUGAUGAUGACCCCGUGCUUCCAGGUUGUUUCAAUGAAGAACAACGGCGCAGAUGGAAGCAGCAGCUGAAUGCCGGGAAAAUCGACCAGGUCCAAUAUGAUAACUUGCGGAAGCAGGCUUUCAAAGUUGGCGGAGGAGAAGCUGCGCCUGCCAUCAUCAUGACACUUUGCCAUGGGGAUCUGGUGGUAAUGGACAGAUCAGCCCUUCAGAAGUACUACGAGCAUUCUGUUAUUCCUCAAGAUAGGCUGCGGUUUGCCUUAACAGCCCGGUUCGUCAAGGACAAUGGUUUCACGGAAGCUGAGCGCCGCAAGGGCCAGUUUACCUUGUCUCCUGCCGAGACUUAUCACGGCGAUUAG